UGUUGUACAUGUGCCUCCAUUGAAUGAUGGAGUCCUUUGACUAUCAUGUCGUUGGAACUGUCCACAAUUUUGGUGUCUUUAAAAAUUCCGGAAAGAAGGUGAUAUUACAGAUUGACUUCAAGACAAACAAAGUCAGUCUUAUCAAGAGAGGGGCUAUACAAUACAAAUGUGACUUCGACGAUCUCUCAUACGACUCCGAGGAAGGAGUACUGUUCUGUAUAAAAGUUGGCGGGAAGCAGAUUGAACUCACGGCCGAAAAUCUCGAGGAAAAGACAGCAAUAUGUCGCCUGUUAAGCAUCGUGCAGUGCAAUGCUGCAGAUUUAGUCAAACGAGAAUUAAGAGGGAGUUCAGGGGGAUUUACAGACGAUGUGGUCCGGACCAGAACGACUUCCGUAAUUAAGGAGGGGGUGUUGGAGAAGAAGGGCAACGCCACCAUUCAGCUGUGGGCAAAGAGAAAAGUGAAGGUGACUCCAGGGAUGUUUUCCUAUUUUAAAACUGACGAACAGUCUGCUUUAAAUGUCGUUCCAUUGAAACCAAACCAGUACCACGUGAAGAGUGUGGGCAACUCCGGGUUUAAUGUCAUCUUCCCCAAAAGGACGUACUAUUUCCGAUUAACUUCUUCCAAUGCACCCAGUUCACAGACAGAAAGGAACGAAUGGAUCCGUGCCUUUACAACAGCAUGUCAGGAGAAGAGACGAACAGUGAUAGAUUUUGAGUUCUCUGGUCUAGAACCAACACAUCAACCAAACAAUAAGUUUAUAUUAAGUGUAGGUUCAUUAAGCCAAUCAGACGACUCACUGUAUGACCAAGUUUAUGCGGAAGAAGGAGUAAAAAGUACAGAAAUCCAUACAGAAUCUGAAACCCAAACUGAGGAAGAAGCGAGGCUUUCUACAGUCCCUAAAACAGAAAUCUUGAAAUGUGUCACCAAAGACAGACCUAAAAAGAAUUCUGAGAAGCAACCUUUGGUCGCUGUAAAGUCUAUAAUAACUGAGGAGAGUGAACAAGAGAGAAACGAGCAGGUUACAGCCAAUCAAGAUGUAACAGAAUCAGAAAAUGUACCUAUUGUGAACGAUUUAUACGACGUCGUGAAAGACAUUCGUUACUCCUCAUCAGAAGAUAAUUUAAGUGAGGGCCACGAGGAGAUGGUCUGCCCAGAAGGGGAUUAUGCUUAUCCAGAGGAAGGACUCCGCAACCCACAGAAAGGGUCUGAUGAGACUGAGGCAGCGUGUCCUACAUAUGAAGACAUAACAGAAGAAACAAAACCUUCAGAGUUAAAAACUGCACAAGAAAUAAAAGAUGAUUACCCAGAAACAGCGCUUUACUCAGAAGUGAGAAAAAUAUCACAGGACGCAGACAGUGGGAAUCGUUCUGAUGUAAGCAGUGAUGAGAAGGAACUGAAAGAAUCUCCAGUGUAUGCACAGUCAUUGAAAAGGAAGCAACAUCCAAGAAGAGAUUCCCUUAAACAGCGUGAAGUUCUUCCACCACCUCCCCCUCCACCCAUGUCACCUAUUCCUUUACAACCUCCAUCCAAGGUGGUUACAGAAUCACAUAAUGAAGACAAAAACCAAGAACGAAAGCCACGUAAGAAAUCUUUAAUUAGACCCCCUUCUCAACCUCCGCCUCCCCCUUCUUCAAAAGACCGUCAAUCGACGUCAUCAGGAACUUCAGACUUGUCUAGAUCGUCUGCAUCAGACAAUAUAGAACCACAGAAAACAGGUGCUGAUUUACCUCCUACCCAGCUUACUCCACCCAAAGAUCGCCAAUCAACAUCAUCAUUUUCCUCUGACUUGUCUCAGUCAUCAGCGGAAAAAUCAGCAAUAUCCUCAGAAGUAGAGCAAGAAGAGUCUGCUGAUACAUCCGCGUCCGAGUCUCCUAAGGAUCGUUUGUCUUUCUCACAGUUCAUUAUAUCUUCAUUAUCCGAUUUUUCUCUUGCGAGUGAACUAGAAUCAUCUGCUAUCUUGUCUUCUGCCAACAGUAAGCAAGUAUCUCUGGACCGUGAUGAGCAAACGUCAGUUGUAAACAAUGAACCGAAAUCUGUUGAAACCAACGAGUCUACGUCCAUUGUCAACAAAGAACAGACACCAAUUACCAACACCGAUUCUUCAUCUGUUGACAACAGUGAUCCUUUAUUUGAUACUAAACUUGAGACUGCUGAGACCAAUAACCAGGAGUCUUUGGUUAACAGUGAAGAAAUGUCUGUUGAUAAAGACGAGUCGAUACCUGUAUGUAAUGAGGACAAUGAGGCUACCUCUGUUGACAACAGGGAUCUCGUGUCAACAGAAACAGGUGACCAACGCUUCAGCAUACCAGUGCAUCCACUCCCUCAGUGGCCCCCUCCAUCAGAGAAUGAUUCCUUACCUCCACAACAACCUUCUCAUAUUCCAGUACCACCACCCCCUCCAUCUAUCCCACACGCACCACCGCCUCCACCAGCACCUACGACAAAGAGACCAACGAAACUAAGAACAUUGCACUGGUCGAAGCUUAGCAAAUCGCAGGUAAAAUCAUCUUUUUGGAAACAUGCCAACGACCGCAAAAGUAAUAUUAAUACUGAAAUGAUACUACAUCACUUUUCUGUUGUGGACGAUAGCCAACAACAACUAAAAUCAGAACAAACAUUUCCCGGAACGAAAUUGUUGUUAGAUGCUACCAGAGCAAGAAACCUUGGAAUUAUUCUUACCGGUCUGAAGGCAGAGGGUGCGCGCCAUAUUCGCGAAGUUCUCAAUUCGGUAACCGAAGAUGAAUACUUUCCAGCGGAAAAACUGACCACGAUACGUCGUUAUCAACCGACAUCAGACGACAUCGAAUUGUUCAAACUUUAUUCUGAUAAAAAGUCAACGUUGGAUCCAGUGGACAGAUUUAUGUGUGAACUAUGUGAAAUAGAAUGUAUUGGCACUCGUCUAGAUUUUAUCCUCUUGCUUUGGGACUUUCCACGCCAGCUGAAAUGUACAAAUGAAUCUAUAGAAGAACUAUCUCAGGCAUGUUCUGACUUGAAGACAAACACGCACCUUGUCCAGUUGAUGGAGUACAUUCUCGCCAUUGGUAACUACAUGAAUAAUGACCACAAAAAUCAUGGAUUUCCUGUUACCUCUCUAAAGAUGUUUAUGGACAUGAGAGGCAAGACAACAGAUUUUACCUUCUCGCAUUUUCUUGUGGAGCUAUUGGAGGAAAAGGAUCCGGAAGUCAUUAAAUGGAUCCAGACAAUGGACAGCGUAACCAAAUGUAAAAAUAUCAAUAUCAAGGCCCUAGUCGUCGAGAUAGACGUGUUAAAGAGCGAUCUAACAAAACUGAAAAAGAACUUGAAGACUUUGAAGUCUAAAAUAAAGAAACCAAAUGAAAUGGAGACUGAAUUCCUUCACAAGGCACAGCUAUUACUAGUGGACUUUGAAAGCAGCAUGCAUGCAUUGGAAAAAGAGAGCACGCGUAUCCAGGCUACUUAUCGCCACCUUUUGGAAUAUUUCGGAGAGUCGGCGAGCGUUCCUUCGAAUGAACUCUUUUCUGUUCUGUCGGACUUUGCACAAAAAUUCAGAAAGUCGGUGGACGACAUCGAGAGAAGAAAGCGGUACCAAGCUCUUCGUCAAAACAGUUUACUUUGAAGUUUUAGCUUUUUUUCAAAGUAUUAAAAAGACAAACUUUAAAUAGAAAGAUGAAAAAAUCGUUUAAAAAGGAAUGCUUUAUAUUUUCUUCAUUUGUUUGUAUUUCUUUGAGAAAAGUCUGAACCCUGUACCAUCUUUGUAAAACAUAGGUUUUAUUUUCUUUCACAAAGCAUGUCAGUUGGUGGUUUUUUUUAUUUUAUUUUCGUGAUCGAGACACUUGUGUAAUGGGAGUGAAGAGCUCUUACCCUUCUAUAUCAAAUUCACAGAAGAGAGGGCUUCCUUUUUCACGUCAUUUUGUCGAAUUAUUUAUCAAUAAAAAAAAUUUUCAUUCCAAUAUUGCAUCCAACUUCAGAUAUUUGUAUACACACAAACACACACACACACCC
Saccostrea echinata is the source of this 3982-nucleotide messenger RNA. RefSeq lists its product as uncharacterized. NCBI's taxonomy places the organism in Eukaryota, Metazoa, Mollusca, Bivalvia, Ostreida, Ostreidae. Bases 24 to 3596 code for a protein of 1190 amino acids. The transcript is spliced from 19 exons. The record is from RefSeq and is a predicted model, not a curated record.